Manihot esculenta (cassava) is the source of this 1309-nucleotide messenger RNA. RefSeq names its product abscisic acid receptor PYL8. Gene Ontology annotation, biological process: abscisic acid-activated signaling pathway. The coding region runs from base 236 to 817 and encodes 193 amino acids. Gene Ontology annotation, molecular function: signaling receptor activity; abscisic acid binding; protein phosphatase inhibitor activity. NCBI's taxonomy places the organism in Eukaryota, Viridiplantae, Streptophyta, Magnoliopsida, Malpighiales, Euphorbiaceae. Gene Ontology annotation, cellular component: nucleus; cytoplasm. The record is from RefSeq and is a predicted model, not a curated record. The transcript is spliced from 3 exons.
UAAAAAAUUUUGCAAGUUGCCAUUUUAUUUCAUUUUUUUAAUGAACAAAACGAUGAGAUGAGAAGCUCUGGACCUCUCUCUAUUGGUGGAGCUGCCAGUGAUGGCGGUGUAUUUUGGACGCUUCUGUUGAGAAUUCCUCCACUCUCCUCUUCUCGAUUCACCCGUUAGAAUACAACCUCCGCUAUUCUCGGCGAUCUUUUGACCUUCCAUUUCCGGUCACGAUUUUCCUCUCUUUAUGGUGACCAGUGAUUAUAUGAUCGUCAACGGCAAUGCGUUUAGCAAGAUGGAAGACGAUUACAUCAGAAGGCACCAUAAGCACGAGGUUAAAGACCAUCAGUGUAGCUCCUCUCUCGUUAAACACAUCAAGGCUCCAGUUCAUCUAGUGUGGUCUCUGGUGAGAAGAUUUGAUCAACCGCAGAGGUAUAAGCCGUUUGUUAGUAGGUGCAUUGUGCAGGGAGACCUUCAGAUUGGAAGUGUUAGGGAGGUGAAUGUUAAGUCUGGACUUCCAGCUACCACUAGCACUGAACGAUUGGAGCUGCUAGAUGACGAGGAGCAUAUAUUUAGGAUGAGGAUUGUUGGAGGAGACCAUCGGCUUAAGAACUACUCGUCCAUCAUUACUGUCCAUCCAGAGGUCAUUGAUGGGAGACCAGGGACAAUUGUCAUAGAGUCGUUUGUGGUUGAUGUGCCAGAUGGGAACACCAAGGAUGAAACGUGUUACUUUGUUGAGGCCCUAAUUAAAUGUAACCUGAAGUCACUGGCUAAUGUAUCAGAGCGUUUGGCAGUGCAAGACCGAACUGAGCCCAUUGGCAGAAUCUGAAGCAUUUGGAGCAGACUGCCAGUGCAGUGGCUUCUGUUUAUGCAAGUGGAAAACGUAAUGGUCUGUUGUCAGAAGCAGAUUGAGAGUUUCACAUACUAUAGGCAAAGUUUCUUUUUCUUUAUAAUAUGCUCACUCCCUUUUCACCAUUUGGAUGUCUUGUCUAUAUUAGCUGACAAGUACGAUCAUCUAUGCCCAUAUGCUUCCUAAAUGAAACAGCAAACUAGAUUUUCACUGUUGCGUGUGUGUUCUUUUUUGGGUGCUUUAAUAAUGGGGGUAUAUAUUGACCUCUGAUUGUAAAUAUGAAUGCAUGGAGAGAAUUAGUUUAACUAUGAAACAGAUGCUUGUUCGCAUCAUCCUUGGAAAUUAUAUAUGGUACACCUCUUUCUAUUUGCCGGAGGAAUGGGAUACAAGAAUGUAUGAUCUUGUUUCUUUAGGAAGAAACUACAAAUAUGUAAGCUGUGUUCUUUUAGUUUAUUGAUGCCUUUUUUACCA